Anthostomella pinea is the source of this 1326-nucleotide messenger RNA. NCBI's taxonomy places the organism in Eukaryota, Fungi, Ascomycota, Sordariomycetes, Xylariales, Xylariaceae. The record is from the annotation of a GenBank genome assembly.
AUGCCCUGGCUAAAGAAGCACGACCCGAAGAUUGGAUUUGCGAGCCAUACCUUCACUUUUGACAGCGAAUACUGCCGGAAACACUGCAAUACUCCCGCCCGCCCGACGAAGAUCCGAGCAUUGCAUGACGUCCCUACCAAGGCCCGACUGCAUAACUUGCCUCCCCGACCGCCUGAGCUGCAGCAUUUGGAUAUUGCCCGAGUAUCGUUGAGAGCCUGUACGAUAUAUAGCCGAAGGAACUGCCAGCUCUUUACUGUCACGAUCGAUGAUAUCAACCGGUACCUGCAGAAUGCCAGCCUGCCGGAGCCCCGAGACCUGCUCCCUGAGGAACUGGAGGAUUAUGCCGACAUCUUUUUACCCAAAGAAGCCGAAAGACUCCUCCUGCACCGGGAUUAUGAUCACAAUAUCCGCCUACAGGAUGGCAAGACGCCCCCAUUUGGACCACUGUACCCCAUGUCCCGCAACGAGCUGCUUGCACUGAAAGAAUGGCUGGAAGAGAAUCUGCGCAAGGGGUUCGUCUGUCCCAGCUCGUCGCCUGCCGCCUCCCCGGUCUUAUUUGUUAAAAAGGCUGAUAGAAGCCUCCAUUUCUGCGUCAACUACCGAGGACUGAACAACAUCUCUGUUAAGGACCGAUAUCCGCUGCCCUUAACCAAGGAAUCUCUGAACAACCUGAAGGGAAUAAAGUACUUCACAAAGAUUGAUAUCGUGUCUGUUUUUAACAACAUCCGCAUGAAGAAAGGACAGGAGUAUCUAACCGCGUUCCGUACCCGCUUUGGCCUGUACGAGUCCCUGGUGAUGCCCUUUGGACUGACUGGGGCCCCCGCAACCUUCCAAAGGUUCAUAAACAAUACCUUGCAAGAGUACCUGGAUGUAUUUUGCACUGCCUAUCUGGACGAUAUCUUGAUCUACAGCCGUACCCGAGAAGAGCACCUGAAACACGUCCGCCAGGUAUUAGAGUCCCUGAGACAGGCCGGCCUAUACGCCAAGAUCCAGAAGUGCGAAUUCUUCAAGGAUGAGACCACCUUUUUGGGUGUAAUUGUCAGGAAGAAUAGGAUUCGCAUGGACCCGAAGAAGAUUGAGACCAUUUGGAACUGGCAAUCCCCGUCCUGCCUGACAGAUGUCCAAGCGUUUAUCGGAUUCAGCAACUUUUACCGACGCUUCGUGAAGGAUUUCUCGAAGAUCAUCGCCCUAAUGGUGGCCCUGACGAGAAAAAGGAUGCGUUUCCACUGGAACCCGGCCUUCCAGACUGCCUUUGACCGUCUGAAGCACGCUUUACCACAGCGCCUGUCCUGGCCCCAUUCGAUUGGGAAAAAGAGAUCAUCAUAG